AUGACUUCAAAAGAGCACGUUUUGCCAAAAGCCGAAGUUAUUGAUGCGUGUAAAAAAGGCGAUUAUGGCAAAGUUGCCUAUUUUUUAUCGGGAAGACGGAGCAAGAAAUCACGAACACCUUUGAAGUUUUUCCGCUCUUCUUCUGAUUCACAUUGGCUUGUUGAAUAUCGCGAUGAAAAAUCACAAUUAUCACUUCUACAUCAUUCAGCAUUAGAGGGACAAAAUGAAAUUAGCAAGUGAGUUUAUUUAUUUGAAAAAAAAAACAGCGAAAAAUAAUGAAAUCUGAUUUGAACUUUGUCUUGGAGAAAAAAAACAACUCCAAAAUUGAAAUCAGAUAACCCAGAUCUAUUAUUGGGAUCUUUGAAAAAGAACCCCUCAAGUCAAACUUGUUUUUUUUCAGAUUAUUGAUUGAUUUUGAGCCACUUCUGAUUCUUGCAAAAAGCACCAAAAAUAUUCUACCAAUUCAUUUGGCCUCGUGGAAUGGACAUUUGGAAAUUGUGAAGGUAAUUCUUGAUUGUUUGGGCAGUUCCAUUUUAUAAAUAUUUUCUAGGGAAUUUUGCUAACUCAAAAAAUAAACCAAGAAAUGUGAGAGUCUAACAAAACCUUAUAUUUCAAAAUUCUAGAGUGCUCAACUCGUGAGAAACUAGUCAUUUUUUCAAAAACUGAAUUUUUUGAGUGUUCAAGUUUUUUUCCAGAAACAUCAUUUUCGAAAUUUUUCAGAAAAAAUCCAGUUUUCAAUCCCAAUAUUUUUCAGAUGAUGUUAUUCGUCCGUCUCGAUAAACCAGUUGAUCUUGUGAACCAAGUGAAUAUUUUCAAUGAAACUCCUCUUCAUCUUGCAAUUCAAAGAGGACACAUGAAUGUUAUUGCCUAUCUUUUGAGAGUUAGUUUUUUUUCUCUAUUUCUUUCUCUGACUGGGUGGGAUAAUUUACAUUUUUUUCCAGAAAAACGCAGAUCCUUUCAUCCGCAAUGAGAAUAAAGAAAAUGUUUUGGAUGUUGCUGCUAGAAUAGGACAUCCAACUGCUAUACGACUUCUCUGUCAGACAUGGCCAGAUUUCCCGGUUACGGUGAGUACAAAUGAUUAUAUUUUCAUAAAUAUUCAGUCAACAAAGAAACUUUAGAGUGCCUAUGAAUCAUUGAAAGUUGAAACAGCGGAACAUCGUAGACCAUUCCCGGCAAUUUAUCCAUUCCACCUCGCUGCAAAACACAACCAUGUUGAUUGCAUGAAGGUAAUAAAACUUUUUUUUUUAUUUCGCAACAAAUCUCAAUUUUCAAUAGAUUCUCCGUGAAUUUGGAUUCUCUCUUGAUUAUACCACUGAAGAUGGAACUGCAUUGCAUGUGGCUGCUGCUUGUGGUCAAGUUGAUGCUGUCAGAUAUCUUUUGCGAGAAGGAAUCAACACAAAUAUCAAAAAUCAACAUGGUCAAACUGUUCUCGAGAUGAUUAUUGAUCUUCAAGAGAAUCGUCGUCCUGAAAUUGCACAAUUUGUAAAAAACCCUGAAGGCUGGAAAGAAUGUCGUGCAAUUAUUGAAGGACUUGAUAACAAUAAAAAUGAUUCUGGAAGAGAAACUGAAGGAAGUGAUAGUGAACCAAUCUGGCAACAACUUCCACCACAAGCAAGUGUUCAAUAUUAUCCAGAUCAACGCAAGAAUAAUCGAUCAAUAUAUAGACCACCAUCGGUGUCAGCAAAAUUAAGAGAAUCUUCUCCGGAACCAUCAGAUGUUAGCGUGAAAUCUGAUUUUGAUUAUGCUUCUGGUACUUUGAUCAGAACAUGGAACAGUAAGAUGUAUGGUAAGUAAAUUUUUAAUUAAAACUGGAGCAACUAAACUAUACAAAACUUUAUUCAUCAAGUUUAGCGACCUAAUUAUAUUUGUUUAAUUUUCAGACGAACAAACUGGUGCGCCACGUUUCCCAAAAACAAACCCAUACAGUAACAACAAUCGACAUCAUUCAUUCAACCGUGCCAGUGACACUCUUCCAGUUCGUUUCAAUCAAAAUCGAACGAAACCAUCGCCUCCAAGACCAUCAAUAUUGCCAACAUCUUCACCAUAUAAAGGAAAAUUGCCAAAAGAACCGCCGCUUUAUGAUGAUUGGGAAAAGAGUAGAGGAUUCAAAACUAUUCAUCCAGGAGCAUAUGAUAAUGUUCCACGUGAAAUACUGAAUCAAGAAUUUGGAAAACUGUCAAUGAAACGGCAAUCUGGUUAUUCAACUCUGCCAACAGGUUGGUUUACUGAACUUGUGAAACUUUUUAAUUUUCAGAAGUUAUUACAGCUCAUCAUUUGAAAGGUGCUCCAGUUCGUCCUACUUUACGUGAAGACACUUUCCAAGUUGAAACUACUCCAACAAAUGACAAUAUUUAUAAAAAUCGUAUGUUUUUCUUCCAUUUUAUCCAAUCAUUUCUAAAUUAAUUCAGAUUUCACAAUGUCGCGCACAACUUGUGACAGAGAGGAUUCAUUAGGCCUUACCCAAUCUCCACGACUUGAUACUCGAGCUAGCAGUGUUACCUCGUCACUAACUUAUGCUUGUUCGACACUUGAGAAAACUGAGCCAAAAUAUCCGAGCACUUCGAGGGCACCACUUGCGAUGCCAGAAGAAAUAACUGGAAGUGUUAGUGGAACUCUUUUCAUGAACAGUCCUGAAAGAGAAACCAACAAUAUCACUGCUAUUUAUUUGGGUGGAGAAACUCAACAAGAUGGUGAAAAGACGCCGGAUAGUCCACCGUCACCAAACACCUCAAAAGCUGUUAUUUUUGGCGCACUCUGUGGAAUUAAGGUAAAACUAUAUUAUACAAUUUUGAUGAUAUAACCGAAAAUAUUUUCAGCCUGAUCAAAAUGCAUCAUUUUUCGCCACUCAUAUUGGUCUAGGAUCAACGGCUUCUUCAACACUUAGCGAUGUGAGUACUGGAUCUCCGGAUUCUCCACCACAACAGUCACCAACUCAAGAAUCAUCGGAGGGUGUUCGAAUCCGUCGCUACAACGGAACAACUAAUAUUUUCAACGCAUCGGAAUCUUCAGCAUCAUCUUCAUCAUCAAAUGAUGAGAAAAAGCUAAGAGAAGAAGCAGAAUGGAAUAAGGUUACAGAAUUGUUUGAAACUUUUGGAGCCGCACCAUGUCGAGAAAGUGUUUUUGUUCGAGAUUAUGAGCCAAGAGUAGCUGUUUAUUUGAGAGAUCGCGGAUCAAAAGCGCUGACUCUUCAGAUGAUUGAUAAUGUUGUUGGAGAGCAAAGAAGUAUUCAAAUUCCUUCGAGAUUGAUGACUGUUGCUGAAUGGCUCGAAACUGAUGUUGGACUUUCGAAUAGAGAAGCAAGACAUAUUGGAGGACUUUUCGAAAAAUAUGGCUAUGAUCGGUACACACAAUUGGUAAGUUGUAGAUUAUUGUCUCAAAGAAGUUUUUCAUCACUAGAAAACACUUCCGAUUUUCAUUUGUUAUAAUGUUAUGCUUAAUGAUGAACUACUUUUUGCAGAAAGGAUGUUUGAAUUAUUCGGUAAUGGCUGGAAUGAGCAUUUCUGGAACAAAUCAACUUUUGAUUAUGAAUAUGGUUGAACAAAUGGUCGACAAACGUCCUAGCGCCAAUGGUUUCUUCUAUGUUAGUGAUUGGUUGAGCUCUUUGGAACUAACUGAUUAUUUGGGAAACUUCAUCAACUCUGGUUAUAAAAAUAUGACAGCGAUUGUUAAUACCGAUUUGGAUGAAAAUGUCUUGAAUGUAAGCUUCCAUAAUUUCCUUAUUCAUAUUUAUAAUUUAUCACUUUUAGAACAUUGGUGUCUAUCUUUCUGGCCACGUUGCUCGCAUUAAAUAUUCACUCCACCGAGCUCAUCAAGAAAUUCAAUUUCGUGAAACAUCCCCAACUGUGGCCCCACCGAGACCACCAAGGGUAUUGCCACCAAAACCUUGUGUUGAAUGCUCAAAAAUUGAUUAUGAGAGAAUCAAAAAAUUGAUGCUCACCGAUGGAUCGACAUUUUGUGCACACCAACUUGGUAUUCAUGAGCUCUCAAGUGUUCACGGUACAAAAGAAGCGCAUUUGACGAUGCAAGGAAUCAAGGAAAAUCUGAAAGAAUGGGAUUCAAUUCCGAAAGUUUUACUCGAGAUGAAUUGUAAUGGAAUAAGAGUUUAUGAUGCAAAGAAAAAGGUAUGUUGUUUAUUCUCGUAUAUUUGAAUCAAUAAAUGAUUUCAUCAUAUUUUCAGAUCCUUUUGGCUACUCAUAAAGUCUACAACAUCAAUGUUGUUUGUCAAGAUCGUAAAGAUCUCAACUUCUUCUCAUUCAUUGCAAGAGAUGAUCAAAAUCAUUUCUACUGCUAUACAUAUUGUGUUUUGACAUCUGUAAGUUUCCAGAUAUUUGAGAAAUCUUGAAAUUCGAUUUAUUUUUCAGGACAUCACAUUUGAAAUCAUCCAUACAAUUGGAAUGAUGUUCGAUAUUCGAAGGAGACUUGACAAAAACAUAUCACUCGAUACUCCAUUCAAUUGUUCUCAUGAGAAACGCUAA
This is a messenger RNA of Caenorhabditis angaria, 4475 nucleotides long. The record is from the annotation of a GenBank genome assembly. Lineage: Eukaryota; Metazoa; Nematoda; Chromadorea; Rhabditida; Rhabditidae.